AUGGCCAAUCAUUUGGAACCCUCAAGCUCUAGUGCCCCUCAGAAGACUCAUGAACCCAGUAAUAGCUCGGCUCUUCAUCAUCUCAUUCGAAGGUUCACCCGGAUUCCCACUACCCUCAAAACAUUGGCUCUUGCAGAUACCCACAACCAUCAUCAACCGAGUCAAUCGAUCAUGUCCGCCACCCAUCAAAAUUCUCCGAAUUAUAAGCUCACUCUUAAUAAGAACCACCCACUCCGGAAAGUGAUCCCCAGCUUAUUCCUAUCCGAUCCCUCCAUCGAUCCUCAUCCGGGAACCUCCCAAUUAUCAGAGGCAGAGUCGAUGAUGUCGAACGAUUCCUGCAGGAAGAGACGAAUGGAUAACUUGGUCUUGGCUGGGUUCUUGAAAAACAACGGCGGAUACUUGGACGACAGUGGAUCAUCAUCGGCUUCCUCAGACCUAGAUGAUACUAAUGAUCAGACAAUUAGUUCAGACGAGGAUGAGCAAGACCAGGAACACCAUAUACACAAUCUCAAUAUCUUGGCCAAGAAACACCAACCUGCAGAUACUCCUGAUGGCACGAAGACCUCGAUGGCCCAUAAAACAAAUUUAUAUCCUCAUCAGUCGAGUACCACAAGUAACCUCUCAAAGAGACUCUUGCACUUACACUUGUCCAACAAGUCCGACCAUCGAAAGUCCGCCACCGUUGUACUCAAUAAACCAAUCAACCAUCAAACUUAUACUACGAUUGAUCCACCCGACGAUCGCCACUUUCCCAAAAAAGAUAGACCAGCCCAAGGAGGAAGGUUCGAUCGACUUACAAAUAAUACGCAUUUCAAGCGGCCAGCCAGCUCAAAGAGCCAAAGUCGGGAGGACAAUGCUCACCCAGAAGGUGGGCGAUGUCAACACAUUAAAGAACGCUGGUACGCUACUACUGGAGCGCGUAAGCCGAAGGAGACUGUUGGGACAAGAAGACGAAGAGGUGGGGCUAAGCUUCAACCUCAAGUACCUCCGCUCGUCGACCUUCCCGACCAAGAACUCGAUCCUCGACUCCCAGGUCCAUACCGCUCUCCUGCAUUCUUCUCCCCGAACUUUACCCACUCGCUCUUCGUCGCCUACUAUCACUCCUGUCGACCAGGAGCUUCGUCAUCAGCAUCCUGA
Molecule: messenger RNA, 1137 nt
Organism: Puccinia graminis f. sp. tritici CRL 75-36-700-3
Lineage: Eukaryota; Fungi; Basidiomycota; Pucciniomycetes; Pucciniales; Pucciniaceae
Exons: 2
Coding region: 1-1137 (378 amino acids)
Source: RefSeq, a predicted model, not a curated record